UGGGAUGAUGAUGAUGAUGAUGGUGAUGAUGAUGAUGAUGAUGAUGAUGAUGGUGAUGAUGGUGAUGACAGACCAGGUUGUUAAGUGUGGAGGAAGCUGCACAGAGACAGAAGCACAAUGAGAGCAUGGCAGCGUCUGACCAGGAGCAGAGGAGGCUGGGAUUAAUGACGACCACGCUGAGGAGGUCCUCCCCUCUGUCCUCCCCUCUGUCCUCCUCUCUGUCCUCCUCCUCUCCUCCUCUGCAGCUCAGUCGCUCUGAGCUCGUCACGUCGGGAGCUUCUCCUGGAUCCUGUUGCUCUUCCUGGGUGGCGUCUGUGACCUGACAGGAUCAGAUGGACAUUUCCGGUGUGACCUUCAGGAGCUGGUUUCCUCGCAGUUGACCGGGAGCAGUUAGAAGCUCAGGUGUCUGUUCCACCAGGAGUGUUUUCUGCUUUGUGUUUGAAAGGUGCCAUAAACAUCUUGGGCUUUUUCCCUCCACCGUGUUUUAUGACUGGAGCUGCUGGGAGGAAUUUACGGGACGACUCACAGAUUUGUCACCUGGAGUCUGCAGGAUGGACGUCUCUUACGUUUGGCUCCUCACUGCGUCUCUGAUGUUGUUCCACCAGAACCAAGCCUCCGCCGUCUCCGUUACAAGCCCCCCAGCGAAGGAGGGCCCCCUGGUGCAGCUCAACCACACGGCCCACCGGCGAGAGAAACGCUGCUCAUGUGAGAACCAGAAAGACAAAGAGUGCAUCUUCUUCUGCCACAUCGGCAUCGUCUGGGUCAACAGCCCGAGCCGCGUGGUUCCGUACGGAUUCGGAUCAGUGCGACUCAGGAGGGAGCUCAGACGCUGCUUCUGCACAAACACACAGGACCACGAGUGUAUGAGCUUCUGCUCUGUACACACACAAACAGAAGGGGAAAACACGGAGGUGAAGAAGACAACUGACCAACAACUGAAGAGACACAGAGGUGCAUUCUGGGAAAAAAGGAGCCGACACACAGUCAAACACCAGACCUGAGGGAGGAAGGAGCGUGACACCAGCUCGUCUGGAGGAAGCGUGUCAUGUAUCAGGAGCUACUAACAUGGACCCUGACGGCAGUUUGGACAUGUACUCUGUGUUUAUGUAAAUUUAAUGAAGUAUAAGAUAAGAAACACUCAUGUUUUUAACAUCUGGCUGAUCAAUUAAACAUUCAGGGAGUUUAACCUUUGACCUUUCUGUUCUGAAAUGUUGCAGCAGUCACACAGGCUUCGGUAGAAAGGCCAAAAAAACAGGCACCGUAAAUAAAGGCGGACAAAGUGUCUCCUUCCACUGCACAAACACAAAAUAUAUCAGAGUCGUGAUCAUGGAGUGGAGGCGGGGUAUCGAGGGCCCACUUGACCAAUCCUGAGUCAGUCUCAGCUGUCAAUCAUGACGUCUCAGCCUGUUUUUAUAUCAUCAAAUAACUAAAAACCAAACUGAUCAGAAACACUUGAACAAACAUCAGUGAGAUAAGAACGACCUGAAAUGAAUUUAACGUCUACCUAGAUUUUUUAGCUUGGUCCAUGUCCCAUCUGCUAACAUGGAGGAGGUGGGUCUAUACUGCAGCCAGACACCAGGGGGCGAUGGAGAUGAUUUGGCUUCAUUUCUGGGAGCCAUCACGUCGUCCAUCUUUAUUUAGAGUCAACCUAUUGACUAAAAUUGUGACUUUUUACAGAAACGUCUUCAGUUGUGGUGAAUGAGUCCUGUUUGAUGACGGCAGGAGACAAAGUGUUGACUUUAUAUUCAUAUAAAUAUCUUAAGCCUUGUGAUGGACUGUUUUAAAUCUGUGUUCAUACAGUGGCUCUGACAUGAGACGUGACCGAGCCCCCUUUAAAAAACUGUGACUGAAUAUUAGGGGAGAAACGUCUCAAUAUCAUUUCUUCAUUAUACUGUAUUGUGUAGUAAAGUAAUAAUAUUUUAUGACAUCAUGAGAAUAAACUCAUGAGAUAAGAGUG
Hippoglossus stenolepis (Pacific halibut) is the source of this 1957-nucleotide messenger RNA. RefSeq lists its product as uncharacterized. Bases 552 to 1001 code for a protein of 149 amino acids. Gene Ontology annotation, cellular component: extracellular region. Gene Ontology annotation, molecular function: hormone activity; endothelin B receptor binding. The transcript is spliced from 4 exons. Gene Ontology annotation, biological process: regulation of systemic arterial blood pressure by endothelin; intracellular calcium ion homeostasis; vein smooth muscle contraction. The record is from RefSeq and is a predicted model, not a curated record. NCBI's taxonomy places the organism in Eukaryota, Metazoa, Chordata, Actinopteri, Pleuronectiformes, Pleuronectidae.